AUGAUGGUAGACUGGGGUGUGCUGCCCUAUGACAUCCUGGACAAUGUGAAGACGAUACUGAAACAGCAAUUGGGAGCCACCUCUUUGGUGGUGAGAUCCCUGCGGCUGGUGAAUCGACACUGGAGCCGAUGGGCCACCGAGUCCGCUGAACACCUGACCCUAGCCAUGGGCGCUCCUCUGCAAGAGCUGGUGGAUGCCCUCGUGGGGAAGUUCAUCGGGGUCAAGGCGUUGGGGUUCUCAUUCAGAUGUGGGGAAUUUGGCGGCAUGGCCCAAAAGGACCUGGCGUUGUUGGCAAGGCUGCCUCGCCUGACUUGGCUGGAUGUUGGGGGCUGUGAUGUGACCGACAGCGACAUGGACAGCUUGGGCCGAAUGACCAACCUCAUGCACUUGGACCUGUCGUGGUGCCGAAGGAUGACAGAUUCCGGGGUGGCGCAUUUGGCCAUGCUGCCAAGCCUCAGCCACCUCAAUCUGAAAGGGUGUGCACUGGUCACCAGCAAGGGGCUUCGGCACAUUGCAGGCCCAAAACUCCUGACCCAUCUGGGCUUGCGCUCUUGCAGGGUCAGCGAUGAUGGAAUGAUGCAUGUCGGUGCGUUGACGGCAUUGACUUGUUUGGAGUUGGAUUGCUCACGUUUGACCGAUGAAGGUCUGGGCCAGCUGGGGAAGCUCAGUAGACUGAAACACUUGUCGCUGUGGGGAGAGGGGUGCUGUGGAGGGUCAGGUUUGAAGUGGGCGGAGGGGUUGCAGGGCCUCAAGCACCUUGACCUGCACGGCUGCCAGGGCGUUACGAACCGGGGGCUGGAAUGUGUGGGGAAGCUUCUGGCGCUUCGGUUUCUGGAUGUGCGCAACUGCCGGCACGUCACCGGUGCUGGGAUUGGACGCUUGCCCAAGUCGCUGUGCAUUGCGGGUCCCAAGAGUACCGAUUGGCGCCGCAAUGAAAUUGGCAUGGAUGAUUCCGAUCUUGAAGAAUAUUACGAGGACAAUUCUAGAGCUUGCCAUCUGCAUUACUAG
Messenger RNA from Ostreobium quekettii, 1008 nucleotides. The record is from the annotation of a GenBank genome assembly. NCBI's taxonomy places the organism in Eukaryota, Viridiplantae, Chlorophyta, Ulvophyceae, Bryopsidales, Ostreobiaceae.